This is a messenger RNA of Lichtheimia ornata, 1251 nucleotides long. RefSeq lists its product as uncharacterized. The record is from RefSeq and is a predicted model, not a curated record. The transcript has 6 exons. Gene Ontology annotation, molecular function: epoxide hydrolase activity. Bases 1 to 1251 code for a protein of 416 amino acids. Lineage: Eukaryota; Fungi; Mucoromycota; Mucoromycetes; Mucorales; Lichtheimiaceae. Gene Ontology annotation, biological process: epoxide metabolic process.
AUGUCCAUUGAACCUUUUACUAUCCCAUCUUUUACAUCAGAGCAGCUAUCUCUUUUAAAGGACAAGCUGAGUAAGACCUUGUAUCCAAACGAGCUCGAGGUCGAUGUCGGCUGGACAUACGGUGCGCCUACUUGGGCAGUGAAACCUCUUGUCAAAGCAUGGCUCGAAGAUUUUGAUUGGGAAAAGCCGCGUAAAGAAAUGAAUCAGUGGCAUCAUUAUCGCACAACCAUCCAAGGCCUAAAGAUCCAUUUUGUUCACGAGCCAUCCAAUCAUCCUGACGCUGUCCCUCUUUUGCUGAUCAAUGGAUGGCCUUCAACAUUUUACGAGUAUCACAAAGUAAUCCAACCUCUUCGUGAUGGUGAACUUGGUGGACAGCCCUUCCAUGUGGUGGUGCCAAGCUUGCCAGGUUACGGUUUUUCUGAUCCCCCCAAACUCAAGGGCCAUGGUAUCGCCGAGAACGGAGAGAUUCUUGCCGAGUUGAUGAACGUUCUUGGCUACGACAAGUAUUUGGUACAUGGCUCAGACUGGGGCUCGGUUAUUGGUAGCUCCAUUGCCGUGCAACACAAGCAGCAAUGUAAAGGUUAUCAUACGGUGAUGCCCAUGGCCACUCCUCCCAUACCAACCCUUGGCAACAUCCUAUUUCAUCCAUUCAAGGUGGCAAAGCUAUGCGCAAGCAUGAUUGUCGGGCCUGAAAGUGUCUAUGGGGCAAGCGAAUUUAGAUUCAAAGGCAAGAAUUUUGCCGACGUGGUCAAUGAUGAGGAUGCAGGCUAUCGUGCCAUACAAGGAACACGUCCUUAUACAUUAUCACAAGGUCUCACUGACAGCCCUGCUGGUCUCUUGAGUUGGAUGCUUGAAAAAUUUCACGCUUGGACGUAUCACCCAGCACAAAAGCAAGAUACUGAAGCACUACCUGAGACCAUCACAACCGAUGAAUUCUUAACGCACGUCUCAAUUUACUGGCUUACUCAAACAAUGGCAUCCUCAAUGCGUAUAUACUAUGAAACGAUGGUGUUAGUAAGACAUUUAACAGGCCCAGCACACCCACGUGUAGAGGUCCCUACUGCCGUAGGCUACUUUCCGGCAGAGAUGAGCCGAUUCCCACGAGAAUGGCUUGAAUACGGAACCAAUUUGCAGCAAUGGUCCGAAUUUGACUUGGGUGGUCAUUUCCCAGCCAUGGAAGAGCCUGAGCUUUUUGUUACCGACAUCCAGAAGUUCGGAAAGAUGUUGAAAUCCAGAAAGGCAUUCGAUUAA